UUAAACGAAAGUAAACAUUUCCUCGAAGUGUUCGUAUGUGGGUGACUCAUUUUCUCUAGCUGGUGAACAUGCCGAUGUCUGACAGUGAAAAGAAAGGGUGCAUUGAUCUGUUAGAGGUUCUGAGUGAUUGUGAUUUGUAUUCUCUCGCAGACACAGUGACAAAUAAAAAAAUUCCUGUUGGGGGGAAUAGAAGAGAGGCAUUGAAAACUAUCGUAACUUUCUCUACUUCUGCACAGGAGCUCUUGAGUCGACAAAAAAUCAACAAGGAUGUUCUUUUUAAAUACUUAGUGAAAUAUAAUGUUACUCCCUCAGUCAACACCAAAAAGCCAGAACUAAUUGAUGAAGUCUUGUUGCUAUGGAUGAAACAAUCACAGAAACGGUCACAGGUUAAGGUUUACACUCCACAAGCCUCCCCCUCUUCUAGUCGUCUGUCUUCCAGGGAUCUGGCCAGUGGUAGCCACACAUUCAACGCUGUAAAGUUGGAGUCGCAUUCAGUGGUAAAUUACAGUCCCACCAUCAACUUCACCAUCAACAACCAGUAUAACACAGUAAAUGUGAAUCCAGUGGCGGGUGGGGCCUCUCAUGAACAAGACCUGCAUAAACUGGGACUGACCUUCAUAAAGUGGUUCUAUGAUUCACUGAAUUCCCAUAAUCCCAGUAGAGGAGUUACCCCAAAAGAUUUCGGUCCACAGCAUUUCUAUGGGGACGCUAAGCUGAUGGUUCUUCUUCCGGGGCCACCAGAGACCAGGGAAAAUUGUACUGGCCAGCAAGCUGUGUCCGAAAAGUUCCUGCACUUUGUAAGCAGGGAAAAUCUAUUGUUUAAUCCCAACUGUGACCACGGUGGAGUGAUGGUGAAGGAUGAUCCACAUGGAUUAGUGGUGGUGAUGGUAUGUGGAACAAUCCACAAGGAUAAUCAGUGCCUGGGUGUGUUUGAUCAAAUGUUUGGACUGAUCAAGGAUCCCCAGUUCCACAAUAAUUAUAAGAUCAAGAUUUCAAAAAUGAAACUGACGGCUACCGCUGUGUCAAACUUGCCAAGGUUGACAGACAAAUCUCAAGCUGAAAUUUCAGAUCUGGCAGCAGUGUAGCAACUUGCGCUGUACUUUAAUGAUCACCUGUUUAUACCUGAAAAGUUUUGCUUUGUUAUUUUUAUUGCCACAAUGAUUCAUGCUUCAAAUUUUCCUCAUUAUACAUGUAGAUAAAAUUUGUUUUAAUAGCAUCAUUAUUCUUUAUUGCUUAAAGAUAUUACAUGCAUUUAGCUGUGUAUUUCCCAUGUAGAUUUAUACAUUGAAUGGUAUGGAAAAGAUCAUUGUAAUAAAGAGAUAUUGUUUUAAUA
Magallana angulata is the source of this 1333-nucleotide messenger RNA. RefSeq lists its product as uncharacterized. The record is from RefSeq and is a predicted model, not a curated record. The transcript has 3 exons. Bases 69 to 1085 code for a protein of 338 amino acids. Lineage: Eukaryota; Metazoa; Mollusca; Bivalvia; Ostreida; Ostreidae.